AUGGAAUCUGGAGCUUUCGAAGAGGAGUUAACUUGUUCUGUGUGUCUCCAGGUGUACCAGGAUCCCGUCAUAUUGCCCUGUCAGCACAGCUUCUGCUUUCAGUGCAUCAACAAGGCUUGGAAACAUGUAACCAAUCAGCUUGGAGUUAGCUGUCCUGAAUGCCGCAGAACAUUCAAACCUAGGCCUCAACUGAAGAAAAACUUCACUUUGCGUAAUAUCGUGGAGAAAUACAACCAGUCCCAGGUUACCGCUGCUGAAUCUACCCCUGUUAUGUGUGAGUACUGCAUUGAGAAUCCAUCUCCAGCGGUGAAGACAUGUCUCAAAUGUGAGACCUCAUUUUGUUCCCUUCAUUUAAAGCCACAUUUGACAAAGAAAACUUACCAGGAUCAUAUCCUGAUCGAGCCUCUAGAUGACCUUACGAAGAAACAGUGUCUGGAUCAUAAGAAGAUUCUCGAGUUUUACUGCGAGCAGGACGAACAGUGUGUGUGCAUAUCUUGUACAGUGAUAGGACGACACAAAUCUCAUAAUCUGCUGAGCCUAGAUCAGGCAGAAGCCACAGUCAAGGACAAAUUGAAGAAAGAAUGUGGGGACCUUCAUGAGAUUCAGAAAAAUGCUUCAAUUGAUCAAGAAAACUUGAAGAAAGCAGAAAGUGAAAUAAAGACACGCUCCAAUGAGCUGAAAGAAAAGCUAUCGGAUAAGUUCACUGAAUGGAGGAAACAACUGGAAGAAGAUGAGAAAUAUGCCCUUAAACUGAUUAAUGAUGAGGAGAAUCGAGUGCUGUCUGAAAUUAGGAGCAAGUCAAAAUCACUGGAACAAAAGAUGGAACAGAUUAAAUUAAUAGAUACUGAAACAGAGAAGCAAAUGAAAAUGGAUUGCCUUUCCUUUCUUCAGGAAUCUAAACAACUCUUUACCAAAAUUUCACAGAUCCGAGGUGACAUGGGAGCAGUGGAUGAUUACAACACACCACUUCAACAGAAAACAUCCAGGUGAGAGAAAUAUGCAGUU
This is a messenger RNA of Rhincodon typus (whale shark), 1005 nucleotides long. RefSeq names its product E3 ubiquitin/ISG15 ligase TRIM25-like. The record is from RefSeq and is a predicted model, not a curated record. Gene Ontology annotation, molecular function: zinc ion binding. Bases 1 to 990 code for a protein of 329 amino acids. Lineage: Eukaryota; Metazoa; Chordata; Chondrichthyes; Orectolobiformes; Rhincodontidae. The transcript has 5 exons.